AGCUCAUCCAAGUUGAUUAACAAUAUGGAAAAUCCCCCACCUCACCUCCGCGACUCCGAUCCCCAACAAGAACAGCCUCAACAGUUUUUCCAGGAGCACGAUCCGAAUCGUAAUCCUGGUAUUCUACUUCCAUCCGCACCCCUCCUGCAGCCGCUUCAUCAUGUUCAUACAACCGAGAAUCCCCAGCCGCAGCAGCAGCAUCCCCUCCACCCGCCACAACACCUACAACAUCAAAUCCCUGCUGGUAUAGUGGUACCCAACAGCAGCAACAUCGACAUGGGCAUGAUCCCCGCCGGUGCUUCCUCCCCGCCGGACGCGAGGCAGGUUCUCAACCUCGCAAAGGGUUUGAAGCGCAUCGGGAAGCAGUCGCUCUCGCAGGAGGACUUCGAAGCGCUGGGCGCGUCGCCCAAAACGUUGGAAGAGGUGCUGCAGAAAUUACACGACAAUGCGGACAACGUGGCAAAAGUGAAAUCCAGUCCGACGUUUCAGAAUUGGAAGAUGCUAGAGAUGCAGGCGAAAAUGGAAAAAUCGUUGCAGCAUGUCGACGAGCAGAGUCAACGACAACAAGCCCGAGGAGCCGGUUUGGUUUCAUCUUCUUCGGUGAGCAACAAUCCGUUGAGUGGGAAUUUCAACAACGCAGCUGGAGGUGCAGGUUCAGCAAAAGGAACAGCUCCUCUUCUAGUCGGACAGCAAAAUCUGCUCGUCGCAGCGGCAGCAGGAGGAGUAGUUCCGAACUUUCUUUCGCAGCCGGACUCUCCCACGGAUUUGCUGAAUAGCUUCAUGAACACGCAGUACCACUUUUUUCCGAAACAAGGCGUGCGGAUGAACGAGGAUCUUUUGAACGCGACGAGCAACAGCUGUAACCCAGACGCAAUCGUUUCUCAUUACGAUCCAACGGAUGGAAGAUGUGCAAGGAUCGUCGAGAGCAUGAGCGGCAGCGCAAUAGUACAAAUAACCGCUGGAAAAAGUGAGGACGUGAGGACCAAAUCAUCUACGUCUUGCAAUUUUGGGUAUAACUUUGCUGCGCUCGCCCUCGCUGCGUCGACCACGACCGGCGCAGUCGUGGCUGCUCCGGAGCUUAUCGUCGAGGAAGAGUUUGACAGAAACUACUUGCACAGCACACUGCUGUACCGGGAGGACGAAGAGCCACGCUUUCAAGGUGGCGCCUUCAGCGCUGCGAACAGUGCAUCUAAUUUUGCGCUGAAAAACAUUCCCGGCUCGGUUCCUGCGCACCGCGAAGCGAAAGGUGCUCCUCGUCUACCCCCCGUUCUGUCGAUGGAGCGUGUGCAGAAGACGAUCAGUGGAGGUCUGGUGAGUGGGAGUAGACCUACGGGUAAAAAGGCAAAAGCCAAGUUGGCGGGGGAGGGAAAAACCCCAGUUGGGAUGAACAUGGUCGACAACAUGGCAAACACAACUACAAAUUCAAGCAGCGUCAGCACUGAAGUCGUCGUGUUUUUCCCCGGGCAGUGGUUUCUAUGUGACUUGCGAAACGAUCUCUCCAUGCGGGAGUGGUUUUGCGAACAAACUUUGUUGCAGCAAGCAGAAGCGUCUGUGUCAAAGAACUCAGCACCCAGCGGCCCAGCUAAAAGUCCUCCAACUUCAGCUGGUGCGAAAAAGGUUUUAGUCUGCGAGAACGCGAAGGCGUUUUCCACCUUUCUCCAGCGCGACUGUGGGUUUGCAGCCGAAGUCGUCAACCAAAUCGCCUUUCUCGAACCCAGAAUCGCGCACUACAUGCUUGAUCCGGAAGAUCCGCCGGUGAAAAACCAGCACGAACUGUCUCUACAAUACGGGCUCGAGAAGCUGAAAAUACGGCCAAGUACACAAAAACUGCACGAACCUGCCGAUGUCGAACAGCGUGCCCAUCCGCACAGUAAUACAGGAACGGCUGAUCAGCACGAACAGCCGAAGCUAGAUAACCUCCGAAAAAAAGCGGCAUGGGAUGUGGAGAAUUUCGAACGGCGAUUAUUGAGAAGCGGAGCUGCAAGAUUCUCUGACGGCGCGGAGAGCAGCUGCAAAGGGAGGAGUGUUAAACUACGUGAAGAUGAUCACCCGAAUUUUACCAUCCCAGACUACCAUCGCUUACCCCUGACCCUUCUCGAAACGCUCACCACGGCUGUGCAUUCCUUCACCCUUCUGUUCCACCACCUGUACCCGGCACUGGCCGAGCACAACCUGGUGCACGCGUUCGAGAACCAGAUGAUGCCGUUUCACACGACGCUCGCUAUUUUGGAAAAAACCGGUAUGCCCUUCGACCCGAAAUGGAACACUUAUUUUCAAAUCGUCUACAAAACCGCGGCGAUCCAGGAGCGCGCAAAGGAGCUGGUGGGCCGAAGAGUUAACCUCGCUUCCUCCGAGGACUGCGGCCGCGCGCUGUUCGAAGAUUUGCAGGUGAAACUCCCCGCGCAGAGCGUGAUCAAGCGGAGCAAGGUUGUGUUUCGGAAAAAGAACGGGAAAAUUUCCUACCGGAGCUCCCGGGAAGUGAUGAGCGCAGUCUUGCUGGAAGAGGAGCAGAGGCUGAAGGCGUUGCGGGCGAAAGAUGACGAAAUAGUACCGCCGGAUAAGGUGUUGAACUCCUCGGCGGCCGUGGCAGGCAAAGAUGGAACACGACGAGCCGUCGACACGAUGAACAAAAUGGACGUGGAUGUUGAACUAGUACAAGCAAAGGAUGAGGUGCUGCAAAAGGAACCACACGAUGAAGGCACAACAAAAGCAGGAGCCGUAGCAUCAUUGCGCGGCCGAGGUGGAGCUGCUGCACAAGGUAUUUUGAACCAGCGGCAGCUAGAAUCUUCCGCGUCAACCUCGGACGAAGACGACGACUCCGAUUAUGAAGACCACGGUGGCUCCGACGCCGAUAGCGAGGAUGCUUGCGACUCUGACGUCAAUGGGGCUGAGAACGGCAGCGGCGCGGGUGGUGUGACAAAUGCGGCGAAAGAAGAGUCAACCAAUUAUACUGCGCCGAACAAGUUGAUACGGCCGGACCAGCCCCAGUUUGAAUUGAUUGAUCACAUCAGCGAGUACCGGCACUUGGCCCAUGUUAUGAUGAAGUUCGAGAAGCUACGGAGGUGCUGUGUGAAAGCUGGCAUGGAUGACUUCUUUGCACGUCCACGUGUAGUGCCAAAAAUGGCGCAGACAAGGACGAACGAGGUGGAAGAGGGCGUCGGCCGCGCGAAUGAUCACGUUCAGAUGAAUCUAACUCUGCCUAUCGCGCCCGCAGCUGUACAACCUCCCGCACAAGGACAACUACAAGAUCAGCAAGCGCUUUCCUCUGGUGCUGCGCCCGCCCUCGUCGUGCAACAUGAUGUGCUUGCAAAUGGUCAAGAGCGUGAAGAUAUAGUGGAUCAGCAGCCUCGUCCUCAUGCAGGACCUGCUCCAACCGCCGAUGAAUUUUCCCUUGUGAAAACGCAGUUUAGUUUCACUUCCACCGGGCGAAUAGUCGUCACCAAUGGCGGACCGCAACUUCUUUGCGUGGACAAUCCCUUCGAGAUUGCCGACGUCUCGCGGCCGAGUUUCUUCGAGGAAAAGAUCAAAAAACUCCUCCAGCCCGUCCCGGUGCUGGUCGGGGUGGCGCAGGCGCUCCCGCCGAAUUGCCGCUACAGAAACGGGUACGCAAUAGAGGUGGUAGAGGAGAACGACCAGGAGGAGGAAGAUGAGUUUGAUUUCCCCGGGCAGCUGCUGGACUCGUCUUUCCAGAUGAGGACAAAUGCCAACGCUGUUCUUCCCGAAAACCUGAACUACAACACCGGGCUGCUCCAGGGUCCUCCGCCAGGCGCACCAGGACCAGGGAGUGGGCUUCAUCCAGCACCAGUCACCAGAAGAACAGAUUUGACCGUGAACGACAGCAAAAAAGCGGUUUGUCGGUACUGGCUCGAACGGGGCUGGAAUUGCUACGCGAACCGAGAUAUGAAUUGCAAAAAUGUCUGGGUCUGGAAGAAUGCAAGAUUUGUCAUGCUGAUCUGGCACGGCCCUUAAAUCUGUAUUGCGUGGCGAGCCUCUCUCGCAUGUCAUGCAAAAACACAGUUUCUCAUGCGGGAUACGAAGCACAGAAGCACGAAAAGACUUGUCAUGCUUGGCGGCGCAUUUUUACAGUGCAUUUGUUAUUGAGUGACUUGCAUCACAAGUUUCCAGACCCAGACAUUUUUGCAGUGCAUACGAGACUACGUCAAAUCCUUGAAACGGGUCAUGGUACAACUCGGCAACUUUCGGGGAAACACGCUAGACGAGUACUCACCGGCGUCCCCAGAAAAUUGCGACGUCGCGAAAGCGGAUAUUAGCUUUCUGCAACUUCAACAGCAAGGUGCAGCAGGACAAGGUGGAGCCAAGACUGGCACGGCAGGUGGUGAUGCGCAUCAAGGUCAAGGACAGAAGAGCAGCCACAAUAUGAGCAAAAGGAACCACAACGGCACAACUCGUCGGCACUAUCUUUCUUACCCAUCCGACCAAGUCUGGCGGUCGCAGGCACCGGUCUUUUGCUACAAGACUGGAGCGAAUGAGGCCGCAGACGACGACGUGGAAAGGAAAAACAAGCUCACCGUGAACUUGCGGGAGUGCUUCCGGUUUUUUCCGGCGCAGAAGAAGCUUCUAGUGUCCAUCGACUACUGCCAGUUGGAAGUGCGGCUUUUGGCGUUCUACUCCCGAGACCCGAAGUUGCAGCAACACUUUCUGGUAAACUCGAAAAUCUCGUCCCAGUCACAAAGUAAUAAACUCUCGCUCUCGCAGUCGCAAAAGAGAACUAUUUGGGAAGUAGUAGAUCAUGGGACAAAUGCAAAUGUUCAGAAUGACCAUGCUAGAAAGGGCGCUUUCGCUUGUAUUUCGCAGCAAGACGUUCUCCCCGCACCUUCAGGAGCUGCUUCAUUUUCCGCGUCACAGUUUGUCGGACAAGGACCCGCGAGUUCUUCCCCUCCCUUGCCACCAGCGACGCCACAAAAGAUCGACUUGUUUCGCGCCAUCGCCGCGGACUGGCUGCAGAAGCCCAUCGCAGAAAUCGGUCCGGAAGAAAGAUCCGGGUGCAAGAAGAUCGUGUACGGGAUGAUUUACGGCAUGGGCGCGCGGAAGAUCUCGCAAGACUUGCAAAUCGACCUUCCGGAGGCCAAACGGUUGAUCGAGUCCUUUUUUCAGCAUUUCCCAAACGUGAAGAAGUUCAUUACGGACGUCAAAGAGGCCGUGCUGGACACGGAGUCGGUCACCACUCUGUACGGGCGAAAGCGCUUUUUCACGAAAACGUUGGAGAAGGUGAAGCGAGAAUUCGGCGGGUUGGGAACAGCAACGACGGGCUCUCGGUUCCAAGGUUUUCCCCACGGCGAGCAAAACGCAACCAACCAGCAGCCACAGCGAGAAAUUGUUGUGAAUCCGGCGGUUGGUACAACCAGUCCCUACCUGUCCUUCAAGCAGAAACAGGAGCGCAACCAGCUGGUCGGAAAGGUGCAACGGCAGGCGGUGAACACGCUGUGCCAAGCGUCCGCUGCCGAUCUCAUGAUGCAGGCGAUGCUGAACUUGUAUCAGGAAGGGAUUGUGAGUAGCGAGUUUUGUGCUUUUCAAGACGAAGGUGGAGCAGGAACUACAGCAGAUCAUCGACAUGAUGAGUCCUCACACAGGAGGAUAUUGUGGAACAACCACCUUAGAAGUAGUAGGCCUGGUCAACCUCAGCAUGGUCCGUGCCACCUCUUGCUGCAAAUCCACGACGAGCUGCUUUUCUCGAUCGACGAGGACGCGUUGCCGACUCUGCUGCCGAAAAUUGUGGAGGCGAUGACGCGCCCGGGCUUGGACAUCUACCCCAUCCCCUUGGAAGUCAAGUGUCGUGUCGGAAAGGACUGGGGAAAUUUGAACGAGAUCCAGAUUUGAUACAUACUUAGUUUUGUCCAUCAUCUUGCCUGGUGGUCACGUGGUCUUCUCGUCGUGCUGAUCGUGUCGGCUUGGAACACUAACUUUCGACGUAGUAGACUAAAAGUGCACCACAGGAUUUGUGAUACACUCGCGGAGACGAGGGAGAUAUUCAGUAGAAGACGGUUCCU
Molecule: messenger RNA, 6008 nt
Organism: Amoebophrya sp. A120
Lineage: Eukaryota; Dinophyceae; Syndiniales; Amoebophryaceae
Source: the annotation of a GenBank genome assembly